Molecule: messenger RNA, 3153 nt
Organism: Varanus komodoensis (Komodo dragon)
Lineage: Eukaryota; Metazoa; Chordata; Lepidosauria; Squamata; Varanidae
Product: probable acyl-CoA dehydrogenase 6
Exons: 9
Coding region: 27-1325 (432 amino acids)
Biological process (GO): fatty acid beta-oxidation using acyl-CoA dehydrogenase
Molecular function (GO): flavin adenine dinucleotide binding; acyl-CoA dehydrogenase activity
Source: RefSeq, a predicted model, not a curated record
GCUCCGCGGGCUCACAGAGGGAAGUCAUGGCUCUGCACUGUUUUACCCAGCUAGGACGCAAAGCGCGAUGCAAAUUGUUGCUGUCGCCCUCGUGGCUUUUCCGCGGCCCCCUUUCCGCCCACUCCUCGAGCAGCAGCAGCAACACUGCCGACGGCUUUCCCGCCGGAAAUCACUUAAUAUACACGCAGGAGCAUUUCGCUUUGAGAUCGUCUCUGAGACAGAUUAUUGAUAAAGAAAUUAAUCCAUUUGUGGACAAAUGGGAAGAAGAAGGUCAUUUUCCAGCUCACCAAGUUUUUAAGUCUCUGGGGAAAGCAGGAUUUCUUGGAGUGAACAGACCAACUGAAUAUGGCGGGAUGGGCUUGGACUUCUCCUACAGUACUGCAGUUGCAGAAGAACUGGGAAAUAUUCGCUGUGGAGGUGUUCCCAUGGCAAUUGGAGUGCAAUCAGAACUGGCAACCUUUUCACUGGCAAGAUUUGGAUCCGAUGAGCUGAAAAGAGAGUUCCUUGUUCCUGCCAUAGCUGGAGAUGUUGUGACUUGUUUAGGAGUCAGUGAAUCUGGGGCAGGAUCAGAUGUUGCAAGCAUCAAGACAAAGGCUGUAAGAAAAGGAGAUGACUACAUUAUCAAUGGAGACAAAAUGUGGAUUACCUCCGGGUGUCAGGCAGACUGGAUGUGCCUGUUGGCAAACACAAGCGAAGGGCCACCCCACAGAAACAAAUCUCUCCUGUGCCUGCCAAUGAAGCUACCUGGUGUUCAUGUUGCCAAGAAGAUCGAUAAGAUGGGGAUGCGAUCAUCUGACACAGCACAAAUCUUUUUUGAAGAUGUCCGAGUUCCUAGCAAAUACCUCAUUGGAGAGGAAGGAAUGGGUUUUACAUACCAGAUGUUGCAAUUCCAAGAAGAACGUAUGUGGGGAGCAGCCAGUGUUUUGGAACAGCUGGAAAAUGUGGUACAAGAAACAAUUGAUUAUACUCGCCAACGUAAAGCAUUCAACCAGCCAAUACUUCAUAACCAAACAGUGCAUUUUUGUCUGGCUGAAUUGGCAACUGAGAUUGAGCUUCUCCGUUCCUUGCUCUAUCAUGCUGUUGCGCUCUACAUCCGUGGCCAUGAUGUUACCAAAUUUGCAUCCAUGGCUAAACUAAAGGCAGGCCGUCUGUCUCGAGAGGUAGCAGACCGUUGUCUCCAGUUCUGGGGAGGAAUGGGAUUCACUAAUGAGGUGCUAGUGAGUCGAUCGUACAGAGACACACGGUUGCUAUCAAUAGGAGCUGGAGCUGAUGAAGUCAUGCUUUCUAUUAUAUGCAAAUACAUGGGCAUCUUACCAAAGAAGUAACCGCCAUGAACCCUACAGACUUUUGAAGAAUUUUAUAUUUUAAUAUGGUACAUCAAGUAGACUCUUUGGGGAAAGAAUAUGCAAUAUACAAUUUUCGAAGAACCAACCAACCUGAUAGCUUAAAUGCUUACUCAUAUGCACCUGAUAUGCCACACCACACCAUAAAGCCACUACUAGAAUCAAGCACACACACACCCAUUUUACCCAAAGUGUUCUUAUUGCUACCUCUAUCCCCAUUUACAGGCGGAGAUCUGGCUUCUUUCUGUGAAAUUUCUAAUAUUAAACUUAUGUAAAGAAAACCAGAACACAAGCAGUAGCUUAUACAGAUUUCGCCGAAAGCCUAUACUGAGCUACCCUGCUGUUCAUACACUGCUAGGUAAAUUUGUUUACUUUGCCCCAGAACCUUUUUCUCCAUCAGUUUUAACUGAAGAUUAAUCACUUACUUGGUUCUGCAUUCUGUAGAGCAACAUCAGGUUAGAAUAUCCCUUGGCCUGUCAAACACCGCCUACCCUCUUAAAAAGGCUGCAUGAAUCCUAUCACACCCUACUGGCUCUGAUGAAAUUUCAACAUUUGGAAUAGCAAAGUAUUGAUUGAACCCAUAUGUAGACUGACCAAGAGUAUUUGUUUAGGUAUACUGUUACUGCAAUUACAAUGGUUAAGUCACAGAAUGUUACAGUUGACCAUCACACCUCCUCUGUGUGUGCAUAUGUGUGUGCACACACAUGCAUACGCACACACAAUCGAUUCCAUCUUAUUGGCUAAAGUAAUAUAAUGUGCUAUUGUACCUGACAAUUACUAGGAAUAUAAUUGCAAUAAGUUGUUAACUGGCUUUGUACUGAAUGCAGUUAAAAUUAUUUUUAAUUUUUAAGAACUUACUUGGACCACUUAUUCUAUAUACGGUGAAAAAACUACCAUUUUGGCCCCACAAAAGAGGGAAUUUUGGAAUUCAUAUUAUCACUGGAAUGUGUUGACAUUUUCAGUGCUCAUUUUAUAAAUGUCUUACAUGUUGGGCACAUUUAUUUUAAAUUAUUCUGCUUCAUAAUAGGCUUCUGUGCUUUGCCACAUCUGUGCCCACAAAGUUAUACUGCCCAAUUACAUCAAACUGGGGAAACCCUUUAAUGACCAGAAUUAGGUUGUACAUCUACAUGGAAGCAGAGGUGGAACAUGUGUGCUGCCAAAACAGUCACUCAUAUUUUUCUUCCAGAUACAUCUGGAGUUCUUGAUACUUCCCUCUAGUUUCAGCAACCAGUCAGGAACUAGGCCAUGAGGACUCAGUACACAGGAUGAGCCAUGUCCUUUCCUGCAGUGUAGUUUGCUUGUAGGAAUGCACAUGGGCCAAAACAUUGCAAGCUAAGUUAGACUCUCCUCAAAAGAGGGCUGUUUCAUUUAAAAUUCAUAUAAGAACCCUGAUGGAGUAGGAUUCGUGCUUUUUUGGGGAGGGGGCAGGAGAGCAGUACUGGGAUAGGAUUCUACAAUUAGCUUUUUUUCAUAAUUCAAAUACUGUGUUUUCUGAAUUCCAAAGCCAGAUUUCUUAAUCAUGACCAUCUCACUUGUUUUCCCCAAUUGAAUCUGUUAACUAGAGAAGAGGAGCUGGAGGGCACAAAGAAAGCCCACAGUAUCGUCUCUCUAAUUUUGUUAUAUUACAGUUGCACCAUGCCUGAGCCUUAAUAAACAUCACAUUUAUGCAUUUCAAACAUAAUAAAAUGAAUACAUGGAUUUUAAGAAAUUCAUCUUUUUAAAGAGUUAAAACAAUGGAAGUGCCAUUUUCUGUAAGAAAUUCCAAGUUUCUUGUUAUGUUUAUUAUGUUCUAAUAAAUUACAAAUCAUGA